Molecule: messenger RNA, 513 nt
Organism: Cyclopterus lumpus (lumpfish)
Lineage: Eukaryota; Metazoa; Chordata; Actinopteri; Perciformes; Cyclopteridae
Gene: smpx
Product: small muscle protein X-linked
Exons: 5
Coding region: 108-428 (106 amino acids)
Cellular component (GO): M band; muscle tendon junction; costamere
Source: RefSeq, a predicted model, not a curated record
AGAAAGGAGAGAAAGAAAAUGAAAGAGAUGGAGUGUAGAGAGGAAAGAGAGCAUUAGACGAGACAGUGUUGUGUCAUCAACAGGUCAGUGGACUUACCGGGAGGAUUAUGUCCAAGCCUUCGUCCAACGUCAAGGCCCUCCAGGCUAAUUUGAACAUCCCGAUGGGAGCUCUCCGUCCAGGGGCGGGACAUCCUGUCAAGAGGAGAGAGGAGACAGUAGACACAGAAGAGCCUCAUUCACCAGACCAGCCCCAGACGCCCGAGGAGAAGAAGGCGUUGCCGGGGGCGUUGCCGGGCGCGUUGCCGGGCGCGUUGCCGGGCGCGUUGCCGGGCGCGUUGCCGGGCGCGGUGAAGCUGGCCGGUCCUGCCGUGAACCUCUCAGAGCUGCAGAACGUCAAGAGUGAACUGCGAUGGGUCACCAAGGAUUAACACGCAGGACCCCCAGCCGGGGGCGGAGAGCAAGGCCGACAAUCUUCACACACAGAGUCGCCACCGAAGAUUUAAAGCAGUCUGC